GAGGGGUGUAACAUGUGGACGUUUCCGGGAUUGAGUUGUUGUUGUCUGACUGCAGAGGACGCGAGGUUCAGCGCUAGUUGUUCAUGGACCAGUUGUGUGCAGUACCACUGUUAAAAUGGGACAGAGUACCUUGGGACCAGAGUCCCAAGAACUACCAGAGGACAGAGUUGCAAAUAUAAAGACAUUUGUGGAAGACCAGCUUCAGACCAGCAUGAUGGUGGGAAUAGUGCUUGGUGCUGGCAUCGCCAUAGUCCUCAUUGCCACCUUCAUUUUCUUUGUGCUGCGCAGGAUUCACCUUCGGAACCUCGCGGCUCAAGAAGCCCCCAAAUACCGUUUCCGCAAAAGGGACAAAGUUUUAUUCUAUGGCAGGAAGAUCAUGAGGAAAGUCUCUCAGUCCACCUCGUCUUUAGUCGGAACGUCAUCAUCCUCUUCCUCCCGUCCGAGACUGAAGAAGAAACAGAAGAUGCUCAACAUUGCCAAAAAGAUCCUGCGCUUUAAGAAGGAGGUACCCACCCUGCAGAUGAAGGAGCCUCCUCCCUCAGUGCUCGAGGCCGAUCUUACAGAGUUUGAUGUCGCCAACUCGCACCUACCCUCAGAAGUGCUCUACAUGCUCAAGAACGUGCGCGUAUUGGGCCACUUUGAGAAGCCAUUGUUUCUGGAGCUGUGUAAGCACAUGGUGUUCCUGCAGUUCCAACAGGGCGAGUACGUCUUCAGACCCGGACAACCAGACAGCAGCAUCUACGUGGUGCAGGAUGGCAAACUGGAGCUCUGCCUUACUGGGCAGGAUGGGAAGGAUGGAGUGGUUAAAGAGGUGUUCCCAGGAGAUUCAGUUCAUAGUUUACUGAGCAUUCUGGAUGUCAUCACAAGUCACCAGAGACCGUAUCGGACGGUGUCUGCCAGAGCUGCAGAGGUGUCCACAGUGCUGCGUCUUCCUGUAGAGGCUUUUCUGUCCAUCUUUGAGAAAUAUCCAGAGAGUUUAGUGCGUGUGGUGCAGAUCAUAAUGGUGAGGCUGCAGAGAGUGACUGUUCUGGCUUUACACAACUACCUAGGCCUUACUAAUGAGCUCUUCUGCCAUGAGAUGCAGCCACUUCGGCUACCCGUGCUCUCUCCGCACGCCAGCCGCACCAGCCCUGUACGCCACAGCAAACGCUUCAACAGUCUCACUGUGCCAGAGGACCAGCGGGAAGCCGCCGUCCGAGACGCCAACGCAGUGGAUCAUGGGAAGGAAGGCAGCACCAUCCCGACCCUGAGCAGGGCUAUCUCCAUGCCUGUGGACAUUGCUGGCAUGCAAAAGAGUCUGCGUUCAGAUUUCGACAUGGCAUACGAGAGGGGACGUAUUUCUGUAUCUGCCGAGGAUGGAACCCCCGCAGCACCCACGUUUACACGGGAUCAGCGAGAAAGAAGGGUAACAGUAGACGAGGUGCCGUCAGGUGUGUACCUAUACCCUGAGGAAGAAGUGGGCACAGAUAAUGUUUAUAGCCCGUUGCCAGGACGACCCAAUGCCACCCUGUUCGAGGAGGCUCAGAAAGAGUUCCUAAAACUCAUGAAAAUUGAGGACCCUGCACUGCUGAACGGACGAGUGACCUUGCAUCAUGCCAAAGCAGGCGCCGUCUUGGCCAGACAGGGAGACCAGGACGUGAGUCUUCAUUUCGUGUUGUCUGGCUGCCUGCACGUGUAUCAGCGUAUGAUUGAUAAGCAGGAGGACGUGUGCCUGUUCGUGACCCAGCCAGGUGAGAUGGUGGGUCAGCUGGCCGUGCUGACCGGAGAGCCGCUCAUCUUCACCGUCCGUGCCCUCCGUGACUGCACCUUCCUCAGGAUCUCCAAAUCUGAUUUCUAUGAGAUCAUGAGGGAGCAGCCCAGUGUGGUCCUGAGUGCAGCUCAUACGGUAGCCAUCCGCAUGUCUCCAUUUGUAAGACAGAUGGACUUCGCCAUAGACUGGAUGGCUGUGGAGGCUGGACGCGCUCUCUACAGGCAGGACGAUCAGUCAGAUUGCACCUACAUCGUGCUGAACGGUCGUCUGCGCUCCGUCAUCCGGAAGGCGAAUGGAAAGAAGGAGCUGGUAGGGGAGUACGGUAGAGGAGAUCUCAUCGGAGUGGUCGAGGCUUUGACCAGACAGCCGCGGGCAACAACGGUUCAUGCAGUCCGAGACACCGAACUGGUGAAACUUCCAGAAGGAACCCUAAACAACAUUAAGAGACGUUAUCCUCAGGUUGUUACUCGGCUGAUCCAUUUGUUGGGCCAGAAGAUUCUAGGAAACCUUCAGCAGCCGCGUGUACCUUUCUCAGGUGCAACUCUGGGUCUGCCCACCAUGGCAUCCAGCCCUGAUGUCACCAACCCAGCCAGUAACCUCUCCACUGUGGCUGUACUUCCUGUUUGUGACGAAGUGCCAAUCAAUGCCUUUAACCUGGAGCUCAGUCACGCUCUCAGUGCCAUAGGACCCACUUUGUUGCUGACGAGUGAUAUUAUCAGAGAGAGACUUGGAGCUUCUGCUUUAGAUAGCAUUCAUGAAUACAGGUUAUCAGGCUGGUUGGCCCAGCAGGAGGACAUCAAUCGCAUAGUUCUGUAUCAGACAGACAACAGUAUGACUCCCUGGACGCAGCGCUGCAUCAGACAAGCAGACUGCAUCCUUAUUGUCGGCCUUGGGGACCAGGAGCCCAGUCUUGGCCAGCUGGAGCAGAUGUUGGAGAACACGGCAGUAAGGGCUCUGAAGCAGCUGGUCUUGCUGCACCGUGAAGAUGGCCCAGGUCCCUCUAGAACCGUGGAGUGGCUGAACAUGCGGAGCUGGUGUUCUGGUCAUCUCCAUCUCAAAUGUCCACGCAGAGUGUUCUCACGCAGGAGUCCCACCAGACUGAGGGAAGUGUAUGAGAAAGUCUUUGAGAAGACGGCAGACAGACACAGUGAUUUUUCCCGUCUGGCCCGAGUUCUCACAGGAAACAGUAUUGCUCUUGUACUAGGAGGAGGCGGCGCUAGGGGCUGCUCGCAUGUGGGCGUGAUCAAAGCCAUGGAGGAUGCGGGGAUUCCGAUCGAUUUAGUAGGUGGAACGUCUAUCGGUUCUUUCAUCGGUGCGCUGUACGCAGAGGAGAGGAGUGCUGUUCGUGUGAAGCAGCGAGCAAGAGAGUGGUCAAAGGCGAUGAACUCUGUGUUUAAAACUGUGCUGGAUCUAACCUAUCCCAUCACCUCCAUGUUCUCCGGCUCUGCCUUCAACACCAGCAUUUCCAACGUGUUUGAAGACAAGCAAAUUGAGGACUUGUGGCUGCCUUAUUUCAAUGUGACCACUGACAUCACAGCAUCUUCAAUGCGCGUACAUAAAGAUGGCUGUGUGUGGCGCUAUGUUAGAGCCAGUGCCUCCUACACCCCCUAUUUACCUCCUCUCUGCGAUCCCAAGGAUGGCCACCUCCUCGUGGAUGGUUGCUAUGUAAACAAUGUCCCAGCGGACAUCGCCCGCAACAUCGGAGCCAAAACUGUCAUCGCCAUUGAUGUGGGCAGCCAGGAUGAAACCGACCUGUGUAACUAUGGCGACCGCCUGUCCGGCUGGUGGUUGCUUUGGAAACGGAUCAACCCCUGGGCAGAGAAAGUUAAGGUACCUGAUAUGGCUGAGAUCCAGUCCCGGCUAGCGUACGUGUCGUGUGUCCGACAGCUGGAGUUGGUCAAAAAGAGUGGCUACUGCGAGUAUAUCCGACCGCCCAUCGACCGCUUCAAGACCAUGGACUUUGGCAAAUUUGACGAGAUCUAUGAUGUGGGCUACCAACACGGGAAGCUGUUGUUCACUGGCUGGGCACGUGGUGACAUCAUAGAGAACAUGCUGAAAGAUCACCGCUCGGCUGAUUACACCGACAGCAAGAAGACCGACAGCUACACAUGUCCCGGUGCAGACUUCACCGAUCUGGCUGAGAUCGUGUCCAGGAUUGAGCCGGUGCAGAGCUACGUGGCUGCUGAUGCGGAGGAGUCAGAUGGACUGACAGAGUAUGAGGAAGACGGGAUGGACACGGUGAGAGAAGAGGAAGGUGAGGAAGAGGAGGAUGAAGCUGACGACCCUGAAGACCACUCACCUGGAGAAUGGGGGGCAAAUGAUAUUUUUCAUUCGGACGAAGAGAAAUCGGUCCGUCAGCGGAGGAAGAACCCCAGCGAGUCCAACACGUGCUCCGAACUUUCCGACUGCUGACCAGAAGUGAAGUGACACGGCGUCUUGUCAUCCUUUUCCAAGGAUGGAAGCGUAGUGGCGUCCCUCCACAUCCCCCUGAGGGAGAGGAGACAAGGAGGAAGACGGACAACCAAAGAUAUCUGCUCAAAAAUACAGAGAUGCCAGCUGAAGCAAAAAACGGUGGCUUGAGCUGCUCUGGGUAUGUGGUGGCAAAACAAACAAAGGAAAGAAAAAAAAAAAGAACCAUCACGGUGAGCAUCAUGGGAGUUGAGCAUUCAAGGGCUCUAACUCUGUCCUACCAUAUAUUUUUGUCUGCUUUUUGUUCUCUCCCAUCAAGACGAGCUCUGAUUAAUGUCCAGUAUAAACUAUGGCGUCUGUUUGUCCUGGUGUGAGGAACUGGAAGUGUGUGGAACUCGGAGGGAAGAAACACUCAGAGUGCUGCUCGAUCAGACAGGACAGAGGUUAGAACUGGAGGAGUGGAGUAGAGGAAGAGACAGGUAUGGAGCGGACUAACAUAGAAGGACAGCUUUAAAGAUGCAUUAGGCAAAAUUAAGCGAUAUUUAAUGGAUUCAUUGACGUUUUUAAGCCAUAAGUCACAUUAAUACACGUAUUAACUAUUUUUCAGGUAAACAUUCAACACUUGAAUCAAUUAACCAAUGUUUACACCAUGAACGAUUAAAAUGAAACAAAGGUUUUUAACAUUUAAUGAUAAAACGGAGAAUACAAUUUAGCAACGUACUCAACUGUUGCUGAUUUGUGUAAUUAUCGUUAGUUAUGAAUUGGAGAAGCUUUAGUGAGUGUAGUUGGAUGACGUGAACAAUGAAAUCAACAUCAAUUGACUUUAUUACUUAUAGUUUAUUAACGCUGAAGUUUGUUUGUUUGAUGCUAACUCAGUGUUCCAUAAGGCAAGCACUACACGUGAAUAUGGUCUUUUUUUUUUUUUUUUUUUACAGUAGAUAUCAGUUUUUGCCAGAUUGUUGAGAUUCUAACAAAUAGUUUUUGUAUUGGAACUUUUUCAAAAAUUCACAUUAAUUUAGGCAAAUAAGGCGUAGUGUAAUGAAAUAUGCAAUACAAGCAUGUAAAUCAAAAUUUUACAGUGAAGAUGCACUUCUAUAUAUAUUUUACACGCUUGCACGAAGAUAAACUUCAUAUCUUCGUGCCACUGUGUAACAUUCUUUAUAGUAUAUGGACACAUUCACCAAAAAAAAAAAAGCAAGUUAAUCAAAAGAAUUUUAAUUCUGAACCGGUUCGCCAUGCGUCGAGUCAGUGGGAAAACACUGGGAGUGACGUCAUCGGAGUGAAAUAUCAGGAAUUAUUAUAAAUACAGGACAGUUUUUCGAUGGAAUAAAAACGUGUUCUAUUCCCUUCGAGCAGGUUUCAUUCAUUUGGUUUGAUAGCAUGCAAUAUUGUUAGCAUUAUCGCUUAUCCUACGUGUAUGAUGUCACUCUACCCAAUGAAGAAUGAGCGUUGAUAUGGUUGACGAUAUUCCAUGGUUGCCAAGACAACAUAUCACACGUCGGAGCUGAUGCGAAUAUCAAGUUUUCUGCUGCGUAUACGAAGAAUCAUUUCUUUGUUCACCGGGAAAGACGCGUUGAACACCCAAAAGGCUACCAAAACUUCAUGAGAUAUUCUUCAUGCAAAGAGAAAAACAUACCAACGGACAUCGAAAAGCUGGAAAAGAGUGUGUGUGUAUGUCUAAUAAUAAUACUGGCUGGCUUUUUUUCCUGAUAUAUCAGAUAUAUUCCAUUCAGCUAGCAGGAUAUUGAACUCGUCUUUGACUCAUUCAGUAUCAUGCUAUCUGAAUGGAAAGACCAUGAAAAAGAGCCAGCCAAUAUUAUUUAAAUAUGUCACUCAGAUCUGUGGUGUGUUUCAUAUGAAAAAUGCAAGUUUUUCAACAUGAGAAGAUGAACUUCAUAUCUUCAAGCCAACACGUGAUUUUCUUUUUAUUAUAGAGACACAAACAAAACAAUUCAUCAGUUUCCUCAUGAGAGAUAGAUCAUGAUUGUGGUUCUCCAUGUCCCGGAUGUCACUCGUAUGGAAAAUACGAGUGGUGUAUUUCCCAGUAAAACACUUGUGUCUAUCUAUAUAUACACUACCGUUCAAAAGUUUGGGGUCACUUUGAAAUGUCCUUCUUUUUGAAAGAAAAG
This is a messenger RNA of Neoarius graeffei (lesser salmon catfish), 6288 nucleotides long. RefSeq names its product patatin-like phospholipase domain containing 6 (gene pnpla6). Bases 116 to 4162 code for a protein of 1348 amino acids. Gene Ontology annotation, molecular function: phosphatidylcholine lysophospholipase A1 activity. Gene Ontology annotation, cellular component: endoplasmic reticulum. Gene Ontology annotation, biological process: phosphatidylcholine metabolic process. NCBI's taxonomy places the organism in Eukaryota, Metazoa, Chordata, Actinopteri, Siluriformes, Ariidae. The transcript is spliced from 35 exons. The record is from RefSeq and is a predicted model, not a curated record.